Doryrhamphus excisus (bluestripe pipefish) is the source of this 3902-nucleotide messenger RNA. RefSeq names its product SON DNA and RNA binding protein b (gene sonb). Gene Ontology annotation, biological process: regulation of mRNA splicing, via spliceosome; regulation of cell cycle. Lineage: Eukaryota; Metazoa; Chordata; Actinopteri; Syngnathiformes; Syngnathidae. Gene Ontology annotation, molecular function: RNA binding. The record is from RefSeq and is a predicted model, not a curated record.
UCUCACAUUGUACAAUCUCCUUGGUUUGAACGCUGAAAACAGCAUUCUUGCCAUACGCAUGCGCGAAGAGGCGCAUUUAAGCCGGCACACAUCUCGUCAUUACACCGGCUCCAGCUGCAAUAUUAUUGUUUUUUUUUUUUACAAUUUGUAAAAUGAUUACUGAUUAUUAUACAAAACCGCUAGGAAUGGAUAUCAGGCUCAAAACAAACAAAAAAAGAUCAACGACCCUCGUGAGGAUAAGCUGAAUAGAAAAUAAAUGCAUAACGCGGAACGUUAACUCCCCAACAACUGUUCCUACCCGGACACUUGGCUGCACACUUUAAAAAUGGCAGCCAACAUAGAGCAAAUCUUUCAAGAUUUUAUUUUAAAUAAAAUCAGAGAAAUCGAAGACCAGAAUGUCGACACAACUGCUGCAAAUGCCGAUUCAUGCAGUGACGCGGCUUCUGGAGACAACGGAGACAGAAAAAGCGAUGGCAGGAGCUCACAUAAGAAACAUAAGAAGCACAAAAAGCAUAAAAGUAAGAAGAAGAAAAAGAAACGAGAGAAGGAGGAAAAAGAGAGCCAUUCGGAAUCCGGGGAAGAAUUGGACACGCAAACAAAAUCUCCAUGCAGAAAAGGAGCCUCAACAGUGAAUGAGCAGCAAAGCGACGAUAGCAGCUCCAGAAGUCAGAAGCACAAAACAGGAAAAAGGAAGAAGAAGAAGAAGAGGCACAAAGAUGAGAGACGAGAAUUUGACCGAAAGCAAAGAGAGAUGAGAAGGCAACGAGAGGAGCUACCUGAUAUCAUCCCAAAAGACGAUGGUUCCAGCAACUUAAAAGCGAAGGAGAGAAGGAGGAGUAGGAGGAGCUACUCACGUUCACAUUCCAACUGUUCACAUUCCAGUGGAGAGAAGUGGACCUCACGACUCGGCAAGCGAGAAUCCAGAUCUCGUUCGAGAUCCACUUCACGUAAUCACAGCACCCGGUCCAGGUCUAGAGCAAGACACAGUAGAUCCUUAGAAAACAAACGGGAUUUGGACCGGUCCACAGAGUCCAAACAAAAUAUCUCAAAAGGUAUCCAGCUUCUGUCUCAAAGUCCGACAGGAGGAGCCACAGUAGAACUACAGAAGCCAGACCAGAGUCUCAAGUCAGCAGCGACGACAAAUCGGAAUGAUGAUCCUGCAUCCUGGUCCCUGCCGAGCCCAUGUGUUGACUCGAAACAUAUCCAUGAGUCCAUCGUCCCACAACUAAAAGCAUCAGAACACAUGAGAAAAUCCCCUGCAAAGACGAGGCAUAGCUCCUCCAAGACUCAGCCGAGGAGUAAAGAAAGGAAAUUGUCGACGAGGCAGCAAAGAUCCAGGUCACCUCAUAGAACCCACAGGACGAGGUCCAGAUCCAGGAGCUCCUCAAGGAGGAAAAGAUCCCGGUCAAGGUCCAGAGUCCGGAAGUCCCGGAGGUCACGUUCUGCAUCGCGGGGAUGGCAGGCCACUUACAGCCAGAGGGACCGCUGGAAACGAGAGCCAAGCCACUCGCCUGUGCUUAUUUUACGCAAAAAAAGAUCCCCGACGCGGCAACGACGCACACAUGCCAGCAGCCCUCAACGAAUCAGUGAACUAGGAAAAGAACAGCUAUUGGAAAUUGCCAAGGCCAAUGCGGCCGCCAUGUGUGCCAAAGCAGGUAUGUCCAUCCCCGCCAGCCUGAGGACCUCAAUUCUACCGUUGGCAUUGCCAAACAUGGCCAUGAACGCCGCUAUGGCCAGUAUGACAGCAGCCACUAUGACGGCCGCCUUGUCCAACAUUGGCACCCUGUCCUCGCUGCUGCCCACCAUUUCCAACAAAGCUGCUGGUGCGAACCUCGCUCAGCCCAUGAACGCUGCUUUUGAGGAAGUGAAAAAGAAAGUAGUGAAGCAGGCGAAUAGCAUCAGCAUUAAGGAGUUCACUGAUAAGUGCAAGAUGAUCGUGGACAGCAAAGGCGAGCUGCCGGUAGCAAUACCACACGUGUCAUUGGAGGAGGAUGAUGAGAAACCAUGUGGGGGAUUGCUUCUACGUGAACAUAAAGCCAUCAGCUUCAAUAUUAAUAGUACAACUGUACGACCAGCAGCCACAGGCAUGGCUAAAGAGUUCCCCGUGUCUUCAGGAUCUCAACACCGUAAAAAGGAGAGCAGGACACUAAACGCCUACGGAGAUUGGGUCCCAGUGGACAAAACGUACGAGGAGGCGCAGACCGCCGGUCUCAUGGUUGCACCGAGCUCGCUAUCAGGAACCAGUGAAACUCUGAAAGCCGCCGCGUUGCUGGGACCUGCUGAGUCCUUGACAGUAGAUGGCGACAGCGUUUUUCCUGACCCACCACCUCAGCCUGUGGACAUUUCUCAGGCUGUGAGUGAGAGGAUCAAAGCUCAGAGGCGCUUGGCCGAGAACCCCCAUGAUGUCAGCGCCAUCUGCAUGCUUAGCCGGGCCCAAGAGCAGGUGGAUUUGUGGGCCCAGUCCAACACAGUUCCUGGUCUAUUCACGGGCUCCACCGGAGCCCAGGUCCUUUCUACGGAGGAGCUGUCCAAUAGCGGACCACAGGCUUGGCUGAAGAAGGACCAGUUCCUCAAGGCUGCACCAGUGUCAGGCGGCGUAGGCGAGUUUCUAAUGAGAAAGAUGGGCUGGAGGACAGGGGAAGGCCUGGGGAGGAACCGUGAAGGCACCGUGGAGCCCAUCAUCAUCGACUUUAAGGUGGACCGCAAAGGUCUGGUUGCUGAAGGGGAGAAGCCACAAAAACCAACGGGGGGACUGGUGGUAACCAAGGACCUCAUGGGCAAGCACCCGGUGUCGGCUCUCAUCGAGCUGUGCACCAAGAAAAGGAUGAUGCAACCAGACUUUGUCAUGGUUCAUCACAGCGGACCGGACCAUCGCAAGAAUUUCCUCUUCAAGGUGACAGUGAAUGGCGUGGACUACCAGCCUCAGACGGCCAGUCCAAACAAGAAGCAUGCCAAGGCGAUGGCGGCGACUGUGGCACUGCAGGCUCUUGGCGAGGUUCCUGUUGAUGGACCAGGACUUUACACAGGCCCCGUCUUCACCGCCGCUUCCACUGGGCCCCUGUUCUCCACGUAGACGCACGACUGUUGCGUUGACCUACUUUUUAUAUCCUGUCCCAUCGUUUCUAAUUUAUUUCUCUGGACGCACACUAAUACGAAGAAAUACUGUGUUACUUGUGGAGUAUUUUAAAUUGAGAAUUGUAAAAUAUUUCCAGUAAUGGUAUAGUUGUAGUACAAUACACAGAUUGCUACUGUUAAAGAUGUUUUUCAUAUACUGUGUACUAAAAUAAAGAUUAUAUUUAUUUCACAUAUAUAGUGAAAAAAGCCCACUUCUUGUCUUUAAGAACGUAUAAUGUUGAUGUUUGGUCCCCUGAGUUAAUGUGCUCGGUCGGUAAGGGCUAGCAUUUCUUAGCUUCUAUUUUUUAGCCAUGUGUCAUCCACAAAUCUGGAUCAGUGAUUUUGGGGGGGCGUUCUCUUUUAAAAGGGGACCUAUUAUGCUCAUUUUUCGAACCUUUGUAUUGAGUUGUGGACUCCUAUAGAGCAGCUACACACAAUAACCAGCACAGCUUUCUAGAUCUUCCAGAAUUUGCACCCAUUCCUGCUGUAUUUCUUGGAUUUCGUGCUUCCCCGCAGGAACAGUCUGUUUUAAUUUAUUUCACCCAGGUCCCCACUCCGCUUUUAACCCCCACAGACUGUGUAUGAACUCAGUUGCAAAUGUGAAAAUUGUAAAUAGUUGAUGGUGAUAAAAUAUAUUUGUAAAUAAAUGUUAUUUUCAUGUAAGAAAAUUUGUACACAUGUAUGUAUGUAUUGUCAUUAUAUAUGUAGGGUUAGAUGGAUGUAUGGUUGGAUGGAUGUAUUAUGUAUGCAUUAUCAUUAUGUAUGGUAAUACAUGUAUGUAGCAUGUA